This is a messenger RNA of Salvia miltiorrhiza (redroot sage), 3658 nucleotides long. Its product is annotated as receptor kinase-like protein Xa21. Gene Ontology annotation, biological process: protein phosphorylation. Gene Ontology annotation, molecular function: ATP binding; protein kinase activity; protein binding. The record is from RefSeq and is a predicted model, not a curated record. The transcript has 3 exons. NCBI's taxonomy places the organism in Eukaryota, Viridiplantae, Streptophyta, Magnoliopsida, Lamiales, Lamiaceae. Bases 1003 to 3567 code for a protein of 854 amino acids.
AUCAUAAUACAAUCACAAUUAAUUUGCAGCCAUGGAGAAAAAGCUUUCUUGCAUUUUGCUGUAUGCAUUCCUAAUCACCAUAACCUUCCCAAUGCUUAAUUCUGAAGCCAAAGCCAAACAACCUCUGAGCCUUGCAACUGAUCAAACUGCCCUUCUUUCACUCAAACAUACAUCUCUUUUACUUGCAACUAAUUGGACCAACUCCACCUCCGUCUGCACCUGGAUUGGCGUCACUUGCAGCUUCCGCCACCACAGAGUAGCUGCCUUGAAUCUCUCCAACAUGGCUCUCUCCGCCACCAUUCCACCGCAGCUCCGACACCUCUCCUUCCUCGUCUCCCUCGACCUCACCAACAACCUUUUCCAUGGAGAUUUGCCUCAAGAGCUGUCUCUCCUUCGCCGUUUGAAGUUCAUAUCUUUCCGACUCAACAACUUCACCGGAGACAUCCCUCCGAUGUUGGGUCAGUUACCAAAAUUAGAGUACUUGAAUUUACGCAACAACAGCUUCAUAGGUUCCAUCCCAAAAUCGCUCUCAAACCUCACAAACCUACAAUUUCUUGACUUAAGAUCCAAUUCUCUAAGUGGAGAAAUUCCAAAAGAGUUGGGAAGACUUCAAAGUCUACAAACUCUGUAUGUUCAACGUAAUCAUCUCUCCGGUGCUAUACCAUCAGCCAUAUUCAACAUCUCGACCCUUGUAGCUAUGGGCUUCACAUACAAUGAAUUGAGUGGAAGUCUUCCAACAGACAUGUGCCGUAAUCUUCCAUUUCUUGGUGGGAUUUAUCUUUCUUUCAAUCAGCUAAGUGGCGCGAUUCCCACGAAUCUAUCCCACUGUUCACGGCUUGAGGUGUUGAGCCUCUCUUACAACUCUUUUAGUACUGGGGAGAUACCUUCAGAAAUCGGCUACUUAACAUCUCUUCAGUUUUUAGCUCUUGGUGGUAACAAUUUGAAUGGUAUGGUUCAAGUUCUUAUCACAUAAAUUUGUGUAAAUAAGAUUUUAUUAGUUUCAUGACACUUUUUUUGCCAGGAAUACUACCACAUGAGAUUGGCUAUCUUCAGAGUCUGCUUACUUUUGGUGCUGAACGGAAUGAGAUUGCGGGCUCAAUUGAUUUCAAUAUUUUCAUGAAUAUGUCUGCUCUGCAAAACAUAAAUCUAGGGCGCAACAAAUUCACGGGGAACCUUUCAAGGGAUGUCGGGAAUAUUACCAUGCUAACAAAUUUGGAUCUCCAAGAUAACCAUUUUACAGGUCUUAUUCCCACUGAAUUUGGCCAACUUUACCAUUUGGAGACAUUAGGACUACAGUUGAACAGCUUGAGUGGUUCGAUUCCACAUGAGCUCUUUAACAUUUCAACUCUUCGGAUUCUUUCACUUCUCGGCAAUGCUCUGUCAGGGGUUCUUCCAACCCAUUUAUGCCAUGUCUCUCCCUCUCUCGAAGAACUUUUUCUUGGCGGAAAUUCUAUCACCGGAGCAAUACCCAACUCCAUCUCUAACUGUUCUCAACUCACAUUUCUCUCACUUGCUGAAAACAAAUUGAGUGGUUAUAUACCUACUCAUCUCGGCAACCUAAGACAUCUACAAAGUCUUGAACUGUUCAGCAACAAUCUUACCCAGGCACCAUCUUCUUCCUUCAUUACUUCAUUGACAAAUUGCAAGUCUCUAACUAUUUUGUCAAUUGAUGAUAAUCCUCUAAAUGGUGUCAUUCCAGCUUCUCUCGGGAACUUAUCUUCCUCACUUCAAACAUUCACCGCCGGCAACUGCAAAUUCAGAGGCAACAUUCCUGUUGAAAUAGGCAAUUUAAGCAAUUUGAUGACAUUGGUGUUGUUAGCAAAUGAGUUAUCUGGUAAUAUUCCACUAACUAUAAGCCAUUUGCAUGAACUUCAAGGAUUAUAUCUGCUUGAUAACAUGUUGGGAGGCUCAAUACCACAUGCUAUAUGUAAUCUAUUCAGCCUCAAUACUUUAAGUAUGAGCCGGAAUCAAUUUUCAGGCCCAAUUCCUAAAUGUCUAGGAAAUGUCUCUUCUUUAAGAAAUCUUUUUCUACACUCCAACGUUUUGAAUUCAAGCAUACCUUCAAGCUUAUGGGUCCUAAAAGAUUUGAACUCUCUAGACUUGUCCUCGAAUUCAUUAAAUGGGUUCUUACCACAAGAGAUAAGUAACUUAGGAGCAGUAAUACAUAUAAACCUAUCGAUGAAUCAAUUGUCAGGGUCAAUUCCUAGCACUAUUGGGAAGUUGCAGAAUUUGAUUAAUCUGUCUUUGGCAAAUAAUAGACUAGAAGGUUCUAUUCCUAUGUCUAUGGGAAGCAUGAUCAGUUUGGCAAAUCUCGACCUGUCGUACAACAACCUCUCUGGUUCAAUUCCAAAGUCUUUAGAAGCACUUCAACACCUCGACUACUUUAAUGUCUCUUUCAAUAGUUUAAGUGGAGAAAUUCCUAAUGGAGGUUGUUUUAGAAACUUCACUAUGGAUUCUUUUAAGGGUAAUGAGGCAUUGUGUGGAAUCCCCAAGUUCCAUGUCCAAAUUUGCUCUUCAAUUUCUAAUCACAGAUCAAAGAGAAAGAAGGUGGAACGAGCUUCAUUUAUUGUUUUCGGGGUUGUGGCUUUCAUCUCAGUUGUUUCUUUGGCCUUUAUAAUUGUCAGAAACAAAAGGAAAGAUAAGACGACUAGAGAAGUUGAUGAGUUGAUAUUCAUUGUGCCGGAAAGAAUCUCUUAUUAUGAAUUGCUACAAGCAACAGAAAGAUUUGAUGAAAGCAAUUUACUUGGCACUGGGAGUUCUUGCUCUGUUUAUAAAGGAAUUCUUAACAAUGGGAAGAAUAUCGUUGUCAAGGUGUUUAAUAUGCAGCUAGAAGGUAUUUCAAGAAUAUUCGAUGUCGAAUGCGAGAUACUACGUAGCAUUCGACACAGGAAUCUGACAAGCGUCAUAAGCAGUUGCUCCAAUGAAGAGUUCAAGGCAUUAGUACUUGAAUAUAUGCCAAAGGGAAACCUUGAAAAAUGGUUAUAUUCCCACAACUAUUGCUUGAAUAUGAUGGAAAGAUUGAAUAUAAUGAUUGAUGUUGCAUCUGCUUUGGAGUAUCUUCACCACGGUUAUUCAAUGCCCAUUGUCCACAAUGACUUGAAGCCUAGUAAUGUGCUGUUAGAUGAAGACAUGGUUGCCCAUGUAAGCGACUUUGGGAUAGCAAAGUUGUUAUGCGGUGGUGAUAGCUUUGUGUUAACCAACACGCUAGCAACAUUGGGUUACAUAGCUCCAGAGUAUGGCUUGGAAGGGCUAGUUUCAACAAGGUGUGAUGUGUAUAGCUACGGGGUGAUGUUGAUUGAAACUUUUACGAGAAAAAGGCCUAGUGAUGAUAUGUUUUGCGGAGAUAUGAGCUUAAAGAGAUGGGUAGAACUCUCACUUUCAGAUGAAGUGAUAGAUGCCAACUUAGUCAUGAAUUUGGAGGAAGAAAUGAUUGACAAGAUUAUGAAGUGUGUAUCAUCCAUACUCGAAUUGGCUUUGAAAUGCUCUGCCGACUCUCCCGGGGAUAGAAUCAACAUGAAACAAGCACAUGCAGAGUUGCAGAAAAUCAAACAUCGAUUUUCCCAAUGAGAUUCAAGUAAGCUAUUUCAAAGUUCUAAGAUAAUAUUGUUCUAUUACCAUUUUAUUGAUACUCAAGGUUUUUCUAUCCCUCUUUCAUGCA